Molecule: messenger RNA, 1608 nt
Organism: Durio zibethinus
Lineage: Eukaryota; Viridiplantae; Streptophyta; Magnoliopsida; Malvales; Malvaceae
Source: RefSeq, a predicted model, not a curated record
AUGAAGAAUCUUCAUAUCCUAAUAUCACUCAUUUUUCCUACCUUAUUUCUCUUCUCAUGCUCUGUCUCUCUUUUGCUAUCUUUUUCCCCUCCUUAUACUGAUCUCCAAAACCAGUGCCUUGAUGACCAAAAAUCUCUUCUACUGCGACUGCACCACGAUCUUUACUAUGCCCCAAAUUUUACUUUCUCUUCCAAAGUUGAGCUUUGGGAUCCCAACACUGAUUGUUGCUCUUGGAAAGGAAUUACAUGUGAUGCUUUGGGUCAUGUGACUGGACUUGAUCUUAGCAACAAAAACCUUUCAGGCAGCUUUCACUCCAUUUUCAAUCUCCAUCAUCUUCAACGCCUUAAUCUUGCUGGAAACAAUUUUAAUACCACUCUGUUUCAAUAUGAGUUUGACAGACUCCUAAAUUUAACUCAUCUCAACCUUUCAAACUCAUGUUUCCUUGGCCAAAUUCCAGCAGGGAUUUCGUGCUUAACAAGGUUAAUCUCUCUUGAUCUAUCUAAUCAAAAUUCAUGCCAUCAACGGUAUAACCAAAUUCUCCGUCCAUACGACGACUUCCUCUACUAUUCACUGCCUUUUGACCUUCAACAACUUCUUAAACUAGAAAACCCAAACUUUAAGACAUUGAUCCAAAAUUUAAGACUUCUUACGGAGCUCUACUUGGAUAGUGUGAACAUUGCAACUCAAAGUACUAGAUGGUGUGAAGCCAUAUCCAUACUACUUCCUAACCUGCAUGUGUUAAGUCUUUCGAAUUGUGGUUUGACAGGUCCAUUUUGUUCUUCACUCUUAAGACUCCCUUUUCUUUCCAAACUUUUCCUUGGUGGGAAUUCAAUCUCUUAUUUGCCUCCCAAUUUCUUGGAAAUUUCCUCUAAUUUGGUUUCUCUCAGUUUAGCGAGUUGCAAUUUGAGUGGGGAUUUUCCAACAGAAGUUUUCUCAUUGCCAAAAAUACAAAGCAUUGACAUUUCAAAAAAUGACAAUCUUGAAGGUCAGUUGCCAGAAUUUCCAUUAAACAAUACUUUACGGAUCUUAAUGAUUUUUUUUACAAAUUUCGGUGGAAAACUGCCAGAAACAAUUGGUAAUCUCAAGUUCUUGACAACUUUAGAUCUCCGUUUUUGCAAUUUCUUUGGACAAAUUCCAUUAUCAAUUGCCAAUCUUACUAACCUUGUGGAGCUGAAAUUGGGAUAUAAUAAUUUCAGUGGUUUAAUCCCUCCAUUUCAUAGAUUAGGAGUUCCAAAUCUUUCAUAUCUUGAUUUCACAUGGAACCACCUCUCUGGCUCAAUUCCUUCUUCUUUAUUUACUCUCCCAUCAUUGCAUACCCUGCUUCUUUGGCGAAAUCAAUUGAUUGGUGAAAUUGGUGAGUUCCCCAAUGCAUCUUCUUCAUUGAUUGAAGCAUUGUAUUUAGACUACAAUAGCUUUGGUUCCGUGAAGCUUGACAUGUUCUCCCAACUCAAGAACUUAAGGUUUCUUGGCCUUUCCAAUACGAGCUUGUCAAUUGAAAGCAACAUCACAAGCCUUUCUUUUCCCCAAUUAGAGGAACUAGACCUGAAUUCAGUAACCUUACUGAAUUUCCAGAAUUCAUCAAAACUCAAGACAAGUUGGCUUUCCUAG